AUGGAUGUUUUGCACAAUCGUUUACAAGAGUUUAAUGACGACGCCAAAGUCGAGCUCAAAAAAAGUAGUAUAUGGGAAGCGCUGUCUGAGGUUCAAGUUUCUUUUUUUUUUUCUCUAAAAUUUACGGCUUUUCUUUUCAUUUCUCGUUCUAAAAACUUUUUAUAGGUAGCGGGGCAAUGCGAAACGAGUUUAUCAAAUCUUGACCAACAAGGGAGACAUGAACGAGAGCGACUUUCGAAAAUUCAUGCAGUUUUGAAAAAGUAAUUUUUACAGCGGUCUCGAAUUCUCUCACCUUUUGCUUUUUUUUCACAGUUCUCGUGAAGAAUUAGGAAGUAUUUCACUGGAGGUGAAGGAACUCAUGUCUUCGUACGAUUCUUUUCGGGAAGGAGCUUUUCAGAUUUUGAGCGCCGUAAGUGAGGUCACAUGUUUACCAGAUACCGAAACUUUUUCAGCUUUCGGUUAACAUUGAGGAAAUAGUAGCAAAAUACGUUGCACUUCAGUUAUGCAAGAUGUAAGGCUCAAACUUUUUCCGCUCAUGACGGAACUUGGGAUUUUUGCAGGAAAGCCAGAGAGGCUAAAAUACGAGAAGCGUUGGAUGGAUGUUUUGAGAAAGAACGAUUAAUAAAUUCUCCAGAUGUUCUUCUGCAGAAAGUUCUCGCUGCAAAAUUUGAAAUAGAAGAUCUCGACUCUCAACAGGUUUUUUAUUUGAAAAAUUGAGUUUUCUUUUUUUUUUACAAAGGACUUUUCUAUUCAAAUUUCUUACUAGUUUUUUUAUGUUGCAUGCUUCAUGAUCACAAUUAGAAAAAAAUUAAAAAUAAUUUUUUUGAGAUACAAAGUUUGAGAUACAACUUAUAAAAAAAAUUAAGAUACAAUCUUUCUUUAGGCCAAUUUAUAGCUUUCGAAACAAUAAACUCAGUUACUAAUUCAUUUUACCGGUUAAUCAGUAGGCUUCCGAGUUGCGAGAAAAGCUGCGACCGCAAAUACUUCGAAUGCACAAAAGCGUCUUGAAGUUUUGCCGUUUGUCUAUUUGGAACAUUCUAAAAGACAAUAAUGUCCCGUCUGUCCAAUUGGAAGGUUGAAAUUUGUCAAUUCUGUAAAUACGAUUUUACUCAGAGAAAAACGUAGAACAAUUGUUUUCGAAAUUGCAAUUUUUCUUCGUGUUGGCGUUGAACAUUCAGUCUUUGGCUGAACUGGAGGCGAGCGAUUUGGUCAAGAUUUUCUACAGCUUAGUGAGACUCAUGUGCGACGAGUUGCUCUCUUCUUCCGAGAACGAGGAGAACAUUCCAGAGCUAUACUGGUUGGUCGAGUUAUGAGUAGUUAGUGGCUGUUGUUGAGGGUGAUGAAAUGCGCCGCUGAAUGGUGCGACAACUUAGAGCCUCUCAUUUUACACGUGUUCCGUUGCGAAGAAGCGAAGGUGCCCUCCGAAAGAAGUUCUCUGGAAAUUUUCAUUUUCCAGUCUCUGAGCAAUCUGGACGAUGUUAAACUUUCGAUUCAAAGUCAGAAGCGUCAAACACUUUGUUAUAUUGUGAAUGAACUGAUUCUGAGGAAAAAGAGCAAGUCUGUCGAUUUUUUUGCUCAGCUUCUACCGGUCCUUUCUCGACUCCGAGAAGGUUCAACCUCUCCGACUUCAACAAAAGUGUGAAAGUUAUAGACAGCUUGGCUGAGGACGGCGACUUGUUGGCUGUGGUUUGUCGUCAUUCGGGAGUUCUAGCGCGAUGGCUUUCAGUCAGUUUCUGGCGAUUUCCUGCAAAAUCGACAUCACUGUUUAUAGCUCUUCGUCGAAACAAAGUGCUACGAAAUCAAGAAACUUUUUGAAACGGAAAAAUGUUUCACUCUAAAUGAAUCGAACGCGGAAAAUACUUGGAACUGUCCUGCUCUCUCGUUCCUUACAAAUUUCAUCCAGAGGUUAGUUUUCUUUGAAAAAAAAAGUCUCUAGAAGUGGAUUGGUCAAAAGAAAAAUGAAAUAUAUCGAAUAUCAAAAUGAUGUAAUUUUAUAUACCUCCUAUUCAUUGGAUUUUGAAAUGUCAAAUUUUCGUAGAUCUCCAAAAUUUUCCUUCUAACAGAACGUUUUUUACUAGUCUUGAACUUAAAAAGGUAAGAAACUGUUUCGAAUUGCAGAUUUGAAAAGGAAGUUGCUUAUUGCGCCGCGGAUGAUGAUAAAGUGAAGGAAGGGAUUUACGAAGCUGCCGUUUUGAUCCUUACAGAGUACCACCUCAGAUUCCGCGACGUUGUCAGAAAGGCUUUUAUCGAAAAUUCCGAUUCUGUUCUGAACAUCGCUUCCGCUUCCUGGUCAGCUUAUCGUUCUACUAUCAUAAUCUCUUUCUUUUCAAUUCAGGGAAGUUUUGUCGAUUUUGAGAGUUUUGGUGAGCCCCUGGCCUGUAGCGACCGACGAUCUCGUUUCUUCUUUCGAGUUCUUUGCAUUUUUCUUUUCUGUUCAUUCUCUCGUUUAUUCAGAAGUUUGUAUGAUCGGGUUUGUAAGAACCUGCGGGCCAUGAUGGACGUGAAUCUCUCCCAGGUCGCCGAUUCCCAUGAAGCCUUCGUCCGGACCGGAAAGUCCUAUCCUGUGGACGUUUUGCUAACAAGAGCUGCCUUCCAAAACAUUUUCCAGUUUUGGGUGGAAAUCGUUUUGCGUUGCAAUAGGGUUUGUUUGAUUUUUUUUUUCGCAUCUUCCCAUUUUGUCAAUUCGAAAAAAGGAAGAAAAAGUUACCAUAAACUUUUUUUUUCUGGGAGUUUCAACAAUUCUUAAAGCUGGUUAUUUUGUGAGAUAUUUGAUCUUUAUCUCAAACAUGUCUUAGUUUUUCCGAGAAAAAAAUCCCUGAUUGGUUGACCAGUUUCAAACGUGUUUCAAUAGGUUUAUUUCAAAAAGAAACUUAAUAUCCAGGCUGCCAAUGAACUCCUCAACGAUUCGGCAAAUUACUCUCUCAGAGCUUUGAACAAGAUUCUGCGCUCUUGGAGCCAACAAGAUGAGGAGAAGUACGGCCACAUUGAAGAGUAUGGGAAGAAUUUCAUCAGAUCAAAAGCUGUGUUCUCAGGGAAAUUACUUCUUCCGAGUUUAGUUUUCCUGAAGCCGUUUAUAAAGGCGUCUACGACAUCCUUUUAGCCACCUUGGAAAGUUUGUUUUCAAAAAACGCCUUCUCAUGCGCAUCCCCUACGAAAAAGGUUAAUUUUUGGGCUUGAUAAAAAAUAAGUAAGCAUCUAUAGGAAUUGAUAAUACUCGACUCUUUGCUGAAAUCGAAAGCACUUAAAGAUUCGAAAGGAAGCUGGCUGAAGAUCGUUUCUCUGCAUUCCCUACAGGUUCCUCCCAUUCUCUUCUAUAAGCCCUUGUUUUAUCGCAGAUGUACGAUGAAAACGACGUUUCGGAACUUUUAGAAUCUUUAGGCAUUGCGGGAACUCAACAUGGUGACAGCUUCAUGUCAGUUUUUGCAUCCGAACCCCGUUUCACACGUAAUUUCAGGAUUCUGGCGGAGCAUUCUGGUGAAUUCUAGAAGUCACAUCCGUUUUCAAUUUUUUUUUUUUGCGUUUCAAAUAAUAUGGGUUUAUGUAUCGAUAGAGUUGUAUAAAGUAAAUUUUGAAAACAAUUGUUGCGUUACAUCAAUUGGUCAGAGCUGAUACUCAUACUUCAUCAUUUUCUUCAAUUUUUUUUUCAAAGUCUCAACUUAACUUCUAGGAAUGGCGAUUGUUUUGAUAAUGGGAUUGCCGGCAUCAGGAAAGACGACUUUUUGUAAGGAAAUUCUUGAAAAACUCGAUGGACAACGGAAAGUAGAGGUCUUCUCCUUGGAUGAAUUUGUCGAAGGUCGCGGUUUCAAAGAGGAGGAAGUCGCCAAGACCUGGAGAAAAAGAUUCGAGUUGCACGUCAAACAGCGAAUCACUUCUGUUUGGAGAUCUGAGACGCCUGUUUUGGUCCUGAUUGACGACGUCUUCUACCUGAAAUCCAUGAGACGUGUCUUCGAAAGAUUUGCGCGCAGCCUAUCUUCUCGAUUUUUAGUCAUUCAUCUCAAAUGCUCACUGCAAGUCGCGCUGAACAGAAACAGCGAACGAUCUACGGAGCAACGGAUUGCCGAUGACAUAAUUAUCAAAAUGGCUGAACGAAUAGAAAUCACAGAAGACGUCAUGGAAAUUUCUGGAUCGGCAGAAAAAUUUGAAGCAGUGAAAAUUCUCCUCCAAGCCUCAAAAGGCCUUCCGUGCAAUCGCUUAGCUGUCCAAUUGAAAGCAUCUCCUGUCAUUCCGGGUAAAAAUCUUCGUGAAUAAAUCGGCCUUUACCUUUAAAUCAUUUUUUUUUUCCGGCAACAGUGUUUUUCAGAAGCCGAAAAAUGGGAUGUGCUGACUCGGCGUGCCGUCACCCGAAUCUAUGAAACGAGAGAAAUCUUUGAGCUCAACGGAGCUGUGUUAAGCCGAGCACGUCGGAUGGUCAUGCAAAGAAGAAAAGAAGGGCAAUCAGAAACGGUUGAGAACAUUGCCAGUUUGGCUUCUGAAAUCCUUGCGACUUACAGAGACUUCUGCAUCAAUAAAUUCUAGGUUUUUGUUUAAAUUUUGAAGUGAAAAAAAAUCCUGUGUUUACAAGUUAUUUUUAAAAUAAUUAAUCAUUUUUUAAAAUAGUUAGAGACCAACAGAAAUUUAUUUUCCGAAGAAAAUUGUGUACGGUAGCGCACCUUGGUUCAUCUUGGUACGCAUUCACCGCACAAACUUGACGCCUUUCCAAGUUUUGAUAAGCUUUUAUAUGCAUUAUAGCUGUUCACGAGGCUGUCUUGGACGCGAAACUGAUCCUCACUUUUUCAGUGUUAUGAAAAAAUUUCCGCCUCCUUUUUUUUCCAUUUCCAUUUUCGUUUCCAUUUCAAUUUCAAUUACCGCGUUUUUUUUUCAUCCUGAUUUUGAAUUUCAUCAAAAUAGAUUAUAAAGACAGGAAGAGGGUUGAAAUACGUCAACCGAUCUAUAAAAAAAAGUAAAAUUAAAAGCAGUUAAUUCACGCCUGUUUAUGCCGUGUUCAAAGUAAAUUCGCGAAAUGCAAAAUGAUCUCUGACUAUCCAAAAUUUAGUUAUAUUUUUCUUUCUCUGACGGCUAUUUUGCAUUUCUUGAAAUUACUUUGAACACGGCAUUAAGGCGGCCGGUCGGAUUACGGUAGUCAGGAUAGGUUUUUCGUUAAUUAAAGGAAAGCGUAUGUACUUUUUCGACAUACCUUAUCUUGUGACUUCAAGAAAUAGGCCCUUAACAAGUUGCGAAUAAGAAGAAAAAAAAUUUCUGGCUCCGAAACUGACGGCGCAAUAUUGACCGGCCGCCGUAGCACUGUCUGCGUGUAAAGCUAUUUGAAAAGUCUGCGGAAAUUCUUCAUAUCUUCUGUGGAAUGCUGAUAAAUUCUUUUUCAAAAAUCGCGCUCUCCUCAAACACCCUUUUUUUUGAUGAUUAAUUUUUAUUUGGAAGGGUCUCUUGUGUUCGUUUAACUGUACGCUUGGAAAUAUUUUUAUAGGGAUGAACAAUCAAGAAGGGGACUCUGCGGCAUCGAAAACACUUACCCCGCAGGUAAAUUAAAUUUUUUUUGUUAUCGGAGAAAUAUGAAAUUAUUUUGAAUAACAAUAUAAAAUUUUUGUUCCUUUGAAUUAGAAACUUUUUUUUCAUUAAUUUUGAACAAGUUUUCCUCUGAUUUACUUUCAAUAAAUAAAAAACUUAGGAGGUGCAUUCUGUAUUUUCAAUUCUUUUUUAGGCUCAAACAAUGCCGCAGUCUGGAGGGCCGCCGGCAACUGUUCCACCCUCAGCACAAGGAACACCAGGCUCAGGAAGCCGAGCGCCCACUGGCGAAGUCCCAAGCUAUCGUAUGGUACGACAGCUGGACGGUCACAGCAAGUCGGUGGCCUCGGUGAAAUUUUCGCCUUGCGGAAAAUACCUGGCGUCGGCCUCCGCUGACAAAACUGUUCGUGUGUGGCAGCUGGAGGAAGGUCGUUGCGAGAAGACUCUAACAGGUCACAAACUCGGCCUCAGCGACUGCGCCUGGAGCAUGGACAGCAAAUUCAUUGUCACGGCCUCUGACGAUAAAACUCUGAAGGUAAGAUCAAAUUUACGGAGUUCAUGAAAGUUUUUAGAAAUGGAAAGAAAAAAGAUUAGACUAUUGCAACAAAAUAUUUUUUGACUUAUAGCUUGCGCGCUCCUGUCUGGAAUUGAUUUUUUUUUUCUUUAUUUUUUAAAAUCCAAUUUAUAAAGAAAUAUUUGUGAAUUUAUCACUGUGGUUCAGAUCUAUGAUGUUUCGACGGGGAGACCGGUGAAGACUCUCAAAGGCCACACGAAUUACGUAUUCUGCUGCAACUUCAACCCGCAGUCUUCGCUAGUCGUUUCUGGGUCCUUCGACGAAUCUGUACGUAUUUGGGACGUCAAGACUGGCACCUGCAUUAAGGUUCUUCCUGCUCAUUCGGAUCCUGUCUCUGCUGUUUCUUUCAAUCGGUUCGCUUUUCCUUUUCAAAUCAAACACUCACGAGUUUUUAUUUAGAUUCUCUUGAAUAGUAAUUUCUACGUAAACUUGUCACGUUUUUUUUUAGAAAAGUAGCCAAAAAUCUCCUACUGAUGAGGGUAGCCCAGCCGUGCUAACACGGGAGCUUAGCGGAUGCUUCCGUAGUAAGCCCGUGUAAGCACAGCUUUUGGAAUUUUUAUUACCACAGCUGAGGCAUCGUUUCAGAGCAGUUGGGGCUCAGAUUUUCGAAAAAAAAAAAUAACGCAUCUGUGUCAUUCAUUUCUUCUUUCAGCCGUUGUUUCCUCGUUUAAGCACAGCUGAGAAUCAAGUAGUCAAACAUACUUUUUUCAAUGCGUUUCUUUUUGAGACCCGGAAAAGUUAGGUGUACGGCUGUACAUCGAAUUUGAGUCAGAAAAAAAAAUAUGUGAAAAGCUGGUACGAAAAAAUCUUUUUUCCAAGUUUUGAGUUUGUUACCUUACACUAAGGUGUGUUCUGAGCAUACAUUGAAACUUGGAUAAAACUGAAAUCUUUGUAUAUGACCAAAGUUAUGACUGAUAAAAAAAAAAACUAGAAGCUCAUUUUUAAUCCCAAGUGGAAAUUGCUCUGGUUGAUCAAGGAAAGUUACUAUUUUUUCCGAAAAAUUUUGAACCGAGUUUCGGUUUUUCGCGAUUUUGAUAACAUCUUUUUUGAGACCUCGACCUCAGAUGGAAUUGACGUGAAAAAAAAUCACAUCUUAUCAUCCUAGUUUCACUCAUAAUUAUCUUCCUGAGUUAGAUUUAUUUCCUGGCUAGAAGCUGAGACUCAAUUUUUUCUGCAGCGAUGGCUCGUUGAUUUGUUCGGGUUCCUACGACGGACUGGUCAGGAUAUGGGACACGGCGAACGGCCAAUGUAUCAAAACCCUUGUCGACGAAGAAAAUCCGCCGGUUGCUUUUGUUAAAUUCUCCCCCAAUGGAAAGUACAUUUUGGCUUCGAAUCUUGAUAGGUAAUUUUUUUUUUCGACUUUUAUUUAUUUUCAUGUUCAGCACUUUGAAACUGUGGGAUUACAACAAAGGAAAAUGUUUAAAAAUGUACACGGGCCACGAAAAUCGAAAGUAUUGCAUAUUUGGAAACUUCAGCGUCACCGGCGGAAAGGUUAUCUUGAUUUUUCCUUUUGAUACCUGUUUAAAGUUUCAGUGGAUCAUUUCUGGAUCGGAGAAUAACAAGAUUUAUGUUUGGAAUCUACAAACAAAAGAAAUUGUGCAGGAACUCGAAGGACAUAACAGUGAGUGAGAAAACUCAUAAAUUUAAAAAUAGUAAGCAAAAAGAGGAAAAAGAUUUUUCUUGGUUAUUGUUCCUGAAGGAUUGUGUCCGUUGAACUGUGAAUAAAUUCUAAAAAAACUCCAUUAAAGUUUCAGACAUGAAGCUGUUUUUUUCUGUGAUUGAAAAAAAACAGAACAAAAGAACGGCAAGCUGAAUUAUUUUUCUUAAACUUUAAUAUCUCGUUUUUUUGUUUUUUUAAGAGAAGAAAUAUAUUUGCAGCGGUGGUUUUUGGCAACAGACUGCCAUCCCAAAGAGAAUAUAAUCGCUUCUGGAGGCCUCGAAGGCGACACUGUCAUCCGACUGUGGCAAAGCGAUCGAUAAAAACUCACUAUUUCUAACCAUUUUCCCGCCACGGUUAUUGAUCUCCCGCCAACUAUUCCGGAUUUAUCCUUCAUUGUAUAUUACUCUUGGAUUAUUUUAAAACAGUUUAAUAAACUCGAUGGACUCAAUCGGUUUUCAACAGGUUUUUCAAGGAUUUCCUUGGAUAAAAGUCAUAUUUGAUCAUGUGCUCCGAGUUUUUGAAAUAUUGAAUAGUUGAUUUGAGGGUUAUGUCGAACACGACACAAAUCGCCGCGCAAAUAGAGCAGAUUGCGGCGGAUCCACGGUUACAAGAAGAUCUCGCCUUGGUUUGUUGAAGACACGUUGAGAGUUUUUCCAGCAAAAACAGAAAUUGCAGCUGCCAUCCAACUAUUCUUUCGAAGUACCAAAAACUAUUUGGAAGAUUCGAAGUACGGGAAGCCAGUAUGGUAUGUAUUCUCAAAUCUUCUUUUCUAUAUUUCUCAAAUAUUUGCUGUUAAAAAAAUAAAGUUUGAGCGACAAAAAAUAAUACUUGAAACGGUUCUUCGAGGGCGGAUAAAUUUUUCAUGCUUAUUUUUUAUACUUUCAAAUGAGCAAGUUUUAUUGAAAGACUGUACUCAAAAAGAGGUUUGAAUCUGCUAUAAAAGUCGAUCAUGAUAUUUAUUUUGAGGCACAGGAGCUUCGAAAUUUUUCUGUUAUUUUUUUUCAGCCUUAUACAUUGCAACCUCGUGAAUUUUUAUUUUCUCAUUCAUAGUUUUUUUUUUAUCAACUAUUAUAAGAAAAAAAACUUCUCAACAUUUAAUUGUUGGAUCUGAUACAUCAAUUGAAAUGUAUGAAAAGUUUAUUAGCUGUUUGAACAGUGAAAUUCUACUUCAUACAGUGGCGCUGCAGUUCCCCGAAGGCCUUCUGAUGUACUCUUGCGUGAUCGCGGAUCUUCUCGAGAAGUACACGUCUUGCGACACUUGCAUCAUGGGCGACGUCACUUACGGGGCAUGUUGCGUCGACGACUACACGGCCAAGUCCAUGGGUCAGUGACGAAGGCCCUCAAGUGAUCACUUGAGGCGUUUUCCAGGGUGCGACCUUCUGGUGCACUACGGCCACAGCUGUCUUGUGCCUAUCCAACAGACUGAGGGCAUCUCCAUGCUCUAUAUUUUUGUCAAUAUUCAAGUCAACGUUGCUCACCUGAUCGAUUGCUUAAGGUGGGACUCCAUCGUCUCAAGUCCUCUCCUUAGAUUUGAAUAACGUUUUUUUCCUCUUGAGGUUUAUAUGAAAGGAAUGGGAGUUUUGAAGAAGAGGUUCUAGUUUCGAAAAUUGGAAAAAAUUUAGUUUGAGAGGCUAAGAAGUUAAAGCUUAUGGAUCGUUUGAUAUUGAUAAAUGAUAAGCAAUUGAGAAAUUUUUCAGUUUUUUCUUGCACACGCAGUCUCUGUGAUUCUCAAAAACAACAAGAGCAAGAAAAAAACAAAAAAAAAAUGUUUUCUUGUACCCCUUUCUUUUGGAAACUUCUGAAAAUUACAGAGGAUUUACUAACCUGUAUGUCCGCUGAAAUGAAACUAGACGUAUAUGUAGGGACCGCAACCCAUUUUCUCAAAAUGAUCAUACAAAUUUGAAUUUUAUGUUUUCUGUUAGCUAAUAUCCUCAAACAGACAUUCCCAAAAAAUUUCGGCAGUAAGUUGAAUGAACGCCGAGAAAAUUCGAUAAAAGUGAGGGUAUCUCGGGAACGCUUUUAGCACUGAACCGUGUGUCUCUGCAGCCAGGAGGGAAAAGGGGAGUAGUCUAUGCAAUUUUCGGGCGCGCUUACAAAUUUAAUAUGUUGCGAUGGAAUCGCCAUAUAGUCUGUUCAGAUUCUCAAUGUCAACCAGCUAACUCCGCCCCUGUUAAGACGGUACCUUUUCGCGUCGAUUUUUUAUCGCGCGGGACUAAUUUUGAUCUUUUUUGAUCUAAAAGAUAGAAAAAGAAGUCAAAAAUGCAGCCUUAUUAAAGGUUCAUCGUCAUCUGGAUAUAAAACAUUGACGCGAAAGAUAUUGUAGCCUUGGGGGUGGAGUUAGCUGCUUGACAUUCAAAAUCUGAACAGACUAUAUGAAGAACCAUAUAAAAACAAUAAAAGCCAUAAAAAAAUUCAAAGUUUAAUCGAUAGAAAUAAUAAGGUUAUUCAACCGAGCCAGUAAAAUUUCAAACAAAAGUUAUUUGAUAUGAAAAAACUUCCAAUUCUCGCUCUGAUAGUUUUUGUAACAUAUAAAAUGGGUAAUUUCUUGAAAUGAAGCUGAAAACUUCAAGUUCAUCCUGCUCCGAGCAAUGCAACAAGAAAAAACUUCAAAAAAGAAGCAAAGUGUAAAUUUCAUACUUUUGCUAGUUACGGUAUAUGCAUAGCUUUUCGCUUGGAAGCUUCAAUCUGAAAUCUGCGUUUUCCCUUUUGAAUUAGAUUUUCGGAAAAAUUUUAAUGUGAUAAAUGAUUCUAGGUUUUCUUUUCGAGAAGUGUGUCUUACUUAUCCAUUUUCUCUACUAAAUGACAGAUUUUCAUCUCAACUUUCACUUUCAAAGGUCGUCGAAUUUUAGAGAUAAUUUUUCCAACGAAUCGACGUCAGUAGAGCCCGGCAGCUCCUCAAAUUCUCAACGGUUGGCGAUUGUUAGCACUGUGCAAUUUUUGCCUUCUUUACAGGUAUCUGUAACUCUUUUAUUCUUACUUGAGCCGACUUCAGACCGUCCGUAACACGUUUAACGAGGGUCAGUACGCUGGAAAAGGCAUUUCGAUAGGAGUUCCUCAGUGCAAGCCAUUGUCUCCUGGAGAAGUCCUCGGCUGCACGUCUCCCCGUCUCGCCGAAGAUUUUGAUGCAGUCAUGUAAGACUUCUCUCCGAAUGAUCGAUUUUAUAUGUAUCUGUUAUAUUGUUAGAAAUCAGCGGGCUGAAGGACAAAAAAAAAUCGAUUUUGUGUUUGAGAGCCUCUUUUGAUCAUUUUUUUAUAGUGAGCCGAACUCCAAUAAAACCGCUCAUUUCUAACAGUUCAUCAUGAUACGUUUGCUGCUAGUUUGGAACAUAAAAUUACUUCAGAAUCGCGUCUAAGCUUUUUUAUUUUACAUGCUUCCGAUCAGAGCUGCCCGGGGCCUAAAUGAAAAACGCUUCGCAGGCCGGGACGCGUCUCGGCCAGGGUCGCCCUGCCUUGAGAUUAGCUCUGCUUCCGAUACUCAUCUGAAGAAAUCAUGGAAUCAUGACCCAAGCCAGAAUCGUCCACCCAUGUAAUUUUUCCAGCUACGUUGGAGACGGACGGUUUCAUCUGGAGUCAGUGAUGCUGCACAAUCCGCACUUGCCGGCCUACGCCUACGACCCGUAUUCGCGGCUUUUCACUCGCGAGCAUUACGAUCACAAAGCUAUGCGCCAAGCGCGAACAAGUCGGUCUUCAAGCUUCUCUAUUCAUGUUGAUUGACUUCUACCGGUUUCUUCAAAAAGAGAUUCGAUCCACAUAAUAGUGGAAAAAAAGGUUUUAUUUGUCCCAAGUUUCUAUUCAGAAGCAAUCAAGACGGCGACGGAGUGCUCGACGUUCGCAUUGGUUCAAGGAACCCUCGGGAGACAGGGGAAUCCGCGAGUUUUCGACGACGCAGAACGUCGCUUGAUAGCCGCCGGCAAAGAUUUUGUUCGUGUUCUUCUCUCCGAAAUCACACCUUCUAAAUGCUUUUCGUUCGGGAGCGACGUUGACUGGUAAGUUUUAAAAAAACGUGGGAAGCGGGGCGGAGAUAUUUUUAUAGAUAAUUUUGGAAAAGUGGUUUUUUUUUUCUUAGAAAAAAAGGUGAUUGUAUCAACAAAAAAAUUCUGAUUAACCAAAACACUCUUUAAAGGUCAUAUAUAUUCAACAACAAGUUGAGAAUUGAGACUUUGUGGGUGAAUAGGCCUAGGUAAGAGCUCUCGAAAUCAAAAAUAAAAUUCUGCUAAACCCCUCAGGCAACCGAGGAAAAGCUCGUCGAAAUUUUCGCAGCACGUAUAUGGUCGCGCUCGGGGCCCUCGGCUAGCAACUGGCGGCGUGGUGUAGUGGUAGUGGUCUCUCGAAGCUUGUCAAUAUUGUGACCAGGGUUCGGAUCCUUUUGGCGGAUAUCAUUUUUGCCGACUCAUUACUUCAUCAUUUUUCAUAUUUUUUUAAUAAAUUUUUUUCAAAUAAUUACAUUAAAAGUUUAUGAAAAUGUCAAUGAAAAAAAUAUACUGAUUGCAAAUACUCAUUCUUAAAAAAAAUAAAAAAAUAAAAUAAAAAUUUUUAUUUUUGAGUGUACAAGACUAAUGACAACCACCUGAACCAAAAAAAUUCCGUAAUGUUUUUUUAAAUUUGCAUUUACCUUCUGAAUUUUUGAAUUUUUCUUCGAUCAGAUUGUAUCCCUUAGCAAUUGUACAGAAAAAGUAGAGAAAAGAGUUUUGCAAUCAUUUUUUGUUUUUAGUGUCAUUUUCUUAUGUUUUAAGGGUAAAGAUUUGAUGAAUUUUUCAAAAAAAAAUGAAAAGGAUGAAGUUAUAAGUCGGCAAAAAUUAUAUUCGCCAAAAGGAUUCGAACCCUGGUCACAAUAUUGCCAAGCUUCGAGAGACCACUACCACUACACCACGCCGCCAGUUGCUAGCCGAGGGCCCCGAGCGCGACCAUAUACGUGCUGCGAAAAUUUCGACGAGCUUUUCCUCGGUUGCCUGAGGGGUUUAGCAGAAUUUUAUUUUUGAUUUCGAGAGCUCUUACCCAGGGCUGUCAAACCCCCCAUAGUCUCAAUUCUCAACUCGAUGUUCAGGGGAGACCAUACCCUAGUAAGCGUCUUAUUUGAGGCCGUUCUUGGGCAGGAAAUAAAAUUUCCAGUUGCGUCAAAACUUGUCAAAACAUAGUGAAAGACUUGUAGAACAGAAAAAAAAGGUUUUGUGAUCUACUUUGUUUUUUCAGAGUAGCUAAUUUUUCAAAAAAAUUUGGCUUUUAGGCGUUUUUGGCGGGUGUCGUUUUUUGACCAUGUUUUGAAAUCUCGUUUACUUGGAGAGGUCUUUAUUCUCUCAGUAAUGUGUAUCGGGUCAUAUUACGUAUUCAUGUGAAGUUUCACAGCAAUCGAGAUUGAUUGAAAAAAGUUAUUGUCAAAAAAAGUUUUCGUAUCUUUAUGAUCGGUACUGUAUACUCCAUCCCCGUCUUGACAUUAAAAAUUUAAAUAUACCAACGCAAACUUUUAUUUUCGAAGUUAUUAAUUUCCGAAGUUCGCGCUUGGUUCUGAAAUGAAAAACUUGUUCAAAAAUCAAAUUUGGUCCUAACCAGUGGUAAGUGACUAACCAUGGUAAGUGAUUUUUUUUUUCAAAAAUGGUACAAUAAAAUGACCUUUCUCGAGUUUUCAUAUUCUCAUUCCCUGAUCGUCUUCUGCGCAACUGAAGAAUGUGGAAGAAAUUUGCAGCUGGGUGCAAGUGGCCUGUCCGCGGCUGUCAAUCGACUGGGGCUCGCAGUUCCCCCGUCCGCUGCUGUAUCCGUACGAGUUGGCGGUGGCGAUGAACACGGCGUCUCUUCCACCCGACCACUGGCCCAUGAACUACUACUCCAACGAGGUCGACGGCCCGUGGGCCAACAACCACGAGUCGCAUCGUCCGCCGCGUCGCACCAAUCGGCGCCCGCGGAUAGUCGUCGCAGCCGAGUGA
Messenger RNA from Caenorhabditis auriculariae, 13651 nucleotides. The record is from the annotation of a GenBank genome assembly. Lineage: Eukaryota; Metazoa; Nematoda; Chromadorea; Rhabditida; Rhabditidae.